This is a messenger RNA of Vespa crabro (European hornet), 1609 nucleotides long. It is a transcript of the gene slx1, whose product is annotated as structure-specific endonuclease subunit slx1. The transcript has 3 exons. Gene Ontology annotation, biological process: double-strand break repair via homologous recombination. Bases 338 to 1159 code for a protein of 273 amino acids. Gene Ontology annotation, molecular function: 5'-flap endonuclease activity; crossover junction DNA endonuclease activity. Lineage: Eukaryota; Metazoa; Arthropoda; Insecta; Hymenoptera; Vespidae. Gene Ontology annotation, cellular component: Slx1-Slx4 complex. The record is from RefSeq and is a predicted model, not a curated record.
GCAUGCAACUAUAUGUAUAUGCAUGUUUCGACUGUUUUAUCAUACUGUAAAUGUGUAAUGUAUAAGUACUUAAUUGUACCGAUAGAUGGUAGCUUCGACAAAAAUAAUACAAUCGAUUUAAGUUAUUCAAUUAACCUCUAUAUAAUUGAAAUCUAUACAACAGGUUAUAUACAGUUGAUACUAUGCCGGAGUUUAUAAGUAGACAUAAUAUCGUUUAAUUUAAAAAGUAUAGUGAAUAAAUUAUUUAAUGCUUAGCACGUGCAACGUGAAAAUAUAACUCGUAGAAUCUUAUCAAUGAAUAUUUAUAAGUCGUUGUAUUCAAUGGCUCGAAGAAAUUAUGGAAGAAGCAGAAAUAGUGGAGCACUUUUACGGAGUAUAUUUAUUAUAUUGUUUGAAUCCGAAGUACAAAGGCAGAACUUAUAUAGGUUAUACCGUAGAUCCACGACGUAGAAUUAAACAACAUAAUGCCGGUAAAAAAUAUGGCGGUGCAUGGAAAACUAGCAAAAGAGGUCCAUGGAGCAUGGUGUUAAUUAUUCACGGCUUUCCUAACAGUACUUCUGCAUUGAGAUUCGAAUGGGCAUGGCAGCAUCCUCACGUAAGUCGACGUUUAAGGCAUGUAUCGAAAAAAAAAUCAACCCAAAAAACUAUAGAAUUUUAUUUGAUGGUUCUCUCGGAAAUGCUCAAAGUUGGACCCUGGUGUCGUUUACCUUUAACAAUUCGUUGGUUGGACGAUGACUUCGCUCAAACUUAUUCCACUUCCUUUUCACCGCCUUUGCAUAUGCCGAUAUGUUACGGGAAAGUCAUACCGCGAAAGGUCACUAAGAGAAGUCCAAGAAAAGAGAAGGCUAUUGAAUCACAGAUGGAAGAAGAUUAUAUUCCUGUACUCCUUUGCUCGAUUUGCGGAUUAAUAAGCGAAAAAAACGAAUCCGUUACGUGUAUAAAACCGAGUUGUCGACUGAUAGCACAUUUAAUUUGUUUGGCACAACAUUUUUGUAAGGACGACCAAAUCUUACCGAUCGAGGGUACAUGUCCUUCCUGUAAUACCAACGUCCUUUGGGGUGAUUUGAUAAGAAAGAUGAUAGGUUGUUAUCAAGACUUGCAAAGUGAUGUUGAUAACUCUCCACUUAUAAUCAGUAGCGAUGAAGAUAUCGUAGACUAAUUAUUAAUUAAUUGUUAGAUCUUUGGAUUUACAUUUUAUGCAACACAAUCAUGUUUUAUAACUAUGUCAUUUUAUAACAGUAAAUCAUGAUUUAAGAUUAUAAGAAAAAAAUUGUCUACAACUGAUUCUGAAUCAUUAACACUAUUGAAAGAUGUAAAUAUAUAUUUUCUCGCAUAGUGUGCUAGAUAUACGAAGUUAUAACAUAAAUACUACUUUAAUAUGUAAUUAGCACGCGCGUAGCGCGCACCGUUAGUACUUUUGUUAUACGUGAUCAAACGAAGCAGCACAUAUCGUGCUGUCCAUAAUUGUUAACUAACAUUUAGGUCACAGGAAUCAUUUUCUUUGCCGUCGUCAAGUCUAUGUUAAUCACAAAAUACAUACACACACAUAAACACAUAACAUAUAUAUAUAUAUAUAUACCACUGAUUAAUAAGAAACGGAUAAGUGAAU